AUGAAUGUUCUGGUGUUGUUGUUCUUCGUUUUCUUUCUGCCCCUCGUCGCGCUUCUAGCUGGAACCACCAUCAACCCUCGGCACGGUGCUUAUGGCAGGACCUACGCCCGUAACAUCCCCUACCCUGGAGCCGCGGGAUCAGAGGCUAUUGAGAUGGAGGACAUGAUGCAGCACGACAAGUGGGAACUCAACGACUCGGACGAUGAGACUUGA
Aureobasidium vineae is the source of this 213-nucleotide messenger RNA. NCBI's taxonomy places the organism in Eukaryota, Fungi, Ascomycota, Dothideomycetes, Dothideales, Saccotheciaceae. The record is from the annotation of a GenBank genome assembly.